AUGGCCAUCACCAACGUCACGGCUGUUGGCCAGGAUGGGGAGAAACUGGAACCCUUGUGUAUCGCUGAUGGGAAUGUAAACUCUAGGGGAAUAUCUUUAGCAUCAAGUGUACAGCUGGCCUAUGAGUCACCUAUAUGUGAAUACCCCAAAAAGCCCCCUUUGGACAGAGACUUCUACCAGCAAGCCAUGAAGGUUAAACGGGGACUGGUCUUCUUGCGGGAGAAAAAGGUGCAAAGCAAAAAGUGGGAAAGGUGGUGGGUGCGGCGGGUGGAGCAGGGCGCGCGGCGCGCGGACACCCCUGCACCCUGCCCCCCCCCGCCGCCGGGCCGCCGGGCUCCCCCUCCCCUGGCGUGGCCUCUCCCCCGCGCCCCCUCCCCCGCCGGGCCGGCCGGGCCGCGGAGCCGCCGGGAGAGCGCGGGGCGCGGGCGGCGGGGCAUGGCGCGGAGGCGGCGCGGGCGCUGCGGGCGCUGCGGGCGCUGCGGGCGGCGCGGGCGGUGCGGGCGGGGGGCGCUGCUGGCCUGCGCGGCGUGGACGGCGGGCUGGGUGCUGGCGGCCGCGCUGCUGCUCCGCGCGCACCCGGGCGUCCGCUCCGAGCGCUGCACGGAUGAGAAGAGCCGGCGCAUCCUGGCCGCGCUGUGCCAGGAGUACCAGGGCGGGGUGCUGGUGGGCGACCUCUGCGAGGACCUGUGCGUGGCGGGGCAGCUGCGGUACCAGCGCUGUCUGUACUACGAGCGGGGCAAGAAGGUGCUGCAGGCCACCUGGCGCGGCCGGCCCAUCAUCCUCAAGUCCAAGGAGGAGGCUUUCUCCAGCUUCCAGCCGCUCAGCUUGCCCGAGGACGCGGCCGAGGAGGGCGGCCCGGACGCCCUGGAGGCAGAGCUGCACCUGCUGGUGGCCGGCGAGGUCAGGAACGCCCUGGGCCUGGAGCUGUCGGGCGGCAGCCUGGGGCCGCUGUGGCCGGGGCGGCGCGGCGGGGGGCGGCGGGGCCAGCUGGCCAGCCUGUGGGCCCUGCUCCAGCAGGAGGAGUUCGUGCUCUUCAGCCUCCUGCAGGACCUGAGCCGGCACGCCCUGCCCGUGCUGGGCUCCUGCGGCCACUUCUACGCCGUGGAGUACCUGGCCGCGGGCAGCCCCCGCCACCGGGCCCUCUUCCCGCUCGAGGGGGCCGCGGGGGUCCCCCGGGGUGGCCGGGGCCAGGCCAGGGCCGUCAGCGACAUGGCGCUCAGCUUCCUGGACAUGGUGAGCCACUUCGAGGAUGACUUUGCUCACCGCCUGCACCUGUGCGAUGUCAAGCCCGAAAACUUUGCCAUCAGGAGUGACUUUACGGUGGUGGCCAUUGAUGUGGACAUGGCCUUUUUUGAACCCAAAAUGAGGGAAAUUCUCGAGCAGAAUUGCACAGGAGAUGAAGACUGUAAUUUCUUUGACUGUUUUUCAAAGUGUGAUUUGCGAGUCAACAAGUGUGGAGCAGAAAGAGUGAACAGCAACUUACAGGUCAUCUGCGACAAGAUAUUCCGCCACUGGUUCUCCUCGAGUCUGGGGAGCUGGGCCAUACCCUUCCCACUGCAGCGGCAGUUGCGGGACGCGGUGCAGGAGUGCGCCGACCCUUGGAGCAUGGCCCGCAGCCCCCCGAGAGCAGCCUCUGACGUGUUCUGGAAGCUUCGGAGUCUCCUCCGAGCCACGCAGAGGGAACUGCAGGAGGCAGAGAAGUAGCUGCUGCCGUGGCCUUGGAUGGACCCCCUCCACAUUGUCGUAAGGAGGAGACGGUCCUCCCUGCAAAUGCCCCCCCCAACCCCUCCACGAGCCGUCCCUGUGCUCUCCUGACGUGUGAGCUGCUGGUGCUCAGCCUUGGGAGCAAGGGAUUCCAGCUGGCCUCCCUGCAAACGUGGCUGCAUUUCAAAAAGUGCACACAAGCAAGUACAGGUGUUUGCAUAGGUGCACUUGCAUGCGUGUGUGAGCGUGAGCAUGAGCAGGUGAGUGCGUGAGGCUCUGGGGUAGAGAGAGGUGCUUUCCCCAGCCUGCCCAUGGGGACAGCUUGCCUGGCUGGAAUUUGGAAUUAAAUACAAUAAAAAAAAAGUUGCAUCUUUAGGAAACAUAAUGUGUAAGGAGAGGAUGUGUAAGGACAGCAUUUAGCAGUUUGCAUUUGAAGAAGUUUUCGGACAGUGUUUUAGGGAGCACCUGACUGCUCACCCCAGUGCAUCUGCCUUUGGAGCAGGACUUGCAGGCUUGUUUGCACUAUGUUGACUUGCCCUGAGGAUUGGAGAUAGUGCAAGUGCCGAGGUUAGGCAUGGACUUCGGGCAGGGUCAGAGGCUGACCGGCCUGUCCAUGAAUGAAUACAGAGCCCUAGGUGACACGCCAUGCUGGCAGGUGUCCUCGAGCCCUAGUGAAGCUCCUGCAGGAGCUGAGACACGAGGUCCCUCCUGGGACAGGUGGAUGAAACCGCCGGGAACCAGCCAGGGAUCCCCUGGGGAGGGACUCCUUUCUACGGCACACCCAGGAGGAAGCUGGUGUGCCACACAUAACCGGCUGGUCAAUCGAGAAAGACGCUAGGAGAGGAAAAGGAAAUGGUUGAUGGCUUACAAAUUGAAGACGACAAAGUGAUCUGAAGGUUAAAAAUCCCAGAUUGACGAAUUCCAAGCUAUUUCUCUUUUCCUUGCCCUGCGCCUUCCGGGUGCAGACAAAAAGGGGCUGCAGUCUUGUGUUCAUUUGGAUGCAUUUCUCCAGGUGCCAGCUGGUCUGCGUUCUGUGGGUCCUGAGCACUGUUGUGUGAAUGCCUGUGGUCACCUGCAGUGCCCCCCCAACCUGUCACUACUGGCAGGGUUCGUAAGGGCCCUCCGAUCCUGCAUAUGGAUGCCUCACCCUGCAUUUGUAGUCUUUGGCAGGAGGGAAAACCUACGAAGUCCCCUCUGUGGCAGACCUACAUUAAAACUGAGGUUUGAUGCACAGCCCUCGGACUGGUAGAUUCUACAGUAAAGGAGAACCGGCUCUUGUCUACUGAGCAAAGACUCUGGCUCCUCCAGGGCUGUGCUCUGCACAGCGGUUUUCUGCAGUGGAAAUGGUCUCUUUGAACCCGCGAACCACUAAUCAGCUUCUCUGCAGCAAGAUUUCCAUGAAGUCAGGCAUGAAAUGAAGGGUGAGCAAGCAAGGGAGGGGCAGGGGUUUUGCGGUCUGUGUUCCUAAAACAAUUGGCUUUUGCAACAUGACAGCAAAGAGGUCUCCUGCGGGUUGACCCUGGGAUGGCAGCCCCUCAUUAGCGUGGGCUCUGAGCCAUCUGGCUGGGCAGCAAAGCUGGCUUGUGAAAGGGAAAAUGUUCCUUUUCAUUUAGACCAAAAUGGAAGCAAAUGUUAUUGUUUAUCAUGGAGACUAUGCAACGUGUAAUUAUCCGACACAAUGGUGUUCUUAUUGCUGAAAACAGCAGUUUGAGCCUUAUGCCCUGUGUCUGACCACCUCAUCUAUCUCUCUUUCUCUCUCUCUCUCACACACACACACACGCACAUGCACACGCACACAGACACGAGCCCUCCCUUCCCAUCCCACCCGGCAAAUUCCAUGAAAUGCCAGUGGACUCCUAAACUAUCUGUGGGUUUUGUUUUGUUUUUAAUUUCAAACCCUUGCAAAAUAAUGCUUGUAUAUAAUACAAUGAACAAAUUCUGUUGUGUCAGUAUUUAACAUUUUUAAUGUGACAAGUGAGAUUGUUUCAGGCUUAUCUGGUUGAGCAAAUGCCCUACUUGCAGGAAAAGGUCUCCAUAAAUGAUUUCUGUGUUUUGUUUUAAUAACACGCAGAGUAGAAAAAAACUCUCCUAAGCUGUGUCCUCAAAGAGGAGUAGGUUCAGCAGAUGCAGGCUCUUCCUUUUUAGGUUUUACCCAAAUCAAUACAGCUGGUGCAUCAGAAGUUGGUUUUCACCAUGUAUCUUGAUAACAUUAUAAUUGAAAUUAUCUUUUGAUGAAACGACUCCAGAUUGUAGGCCCUGUACAGUUCCAGUGGGCAUGCCGUAACUGCACAGAAAUUGUGGGUGGCUACGGACUGUGUGAUAAAAGCCAGUCAGAAAGAGGUCAGAUGGCCCCCUGAUGUUACAGGGAGGGAGUAGCAAGCAGUUCACAGAGGUGCCACCUCCCAGAAGUCCUCCAAGCCUGCCUCAACAGCAUGCUCAACACCAGCCUGCCCAGCUUCCCGGGAACACUCAGGAUGAAUGCCUGGGAUGUUAAAUUAUUGGAAAAACAGCUUUUGUUCUUUUUUUUUUUUUUUAAUUGAUUCAGAAGCUGUUCUUUGAGCAGUUGGGGGUGGUGGGGGAGUUUAGCUGGAAGUUUUUCUUUUUUAAGAUUAUUUAUUUAUUAAUUUGAAAGAGAAAGCACAAGCAGGGGAGAGGGGUGGAAGGAGAGGGAGAAGCAGGCUCCCUGCUGAGCAGGGACAUGAUGCAGGACUUGAUGCCAGGACCUUGGGAUCAUGAUCUGAGCGGAAGCAGAUGCCUCACCAAUGGAGCCCCCCAGGUGCCCCUGGCUUGAAUUUUCUGAAUCCAAGGACCACAUACAGGAGCCGUUACUUUUCCUGCCUGGGACCCCACCUGUGGGUGAACACAUGCCACCCUGGAUGGGAACACGUGUAAGUUGUCUCAGCUUUUGGGCUCUGGAAUCCGAGCACAAGUCUUCAACAUUGGCCCAAGGCCUGACAUUGGCCUUAGCCCUGCUCCUUGCAUUUUCCGGGUGGAGGGUACUUUACCCUGCUACAAAGCGUUGGAGCUGAGCUUCCCAAGAGAUCCCACAGGAAGAUGGGGACCGGGGAGUGCACAUGUUUGCUGAGGUUCCCAUUUGAGUUUCCUGAGGGGGCAGCUGAUCAGGAGUGCCAGGGGGUCUCUGAACUUCGGAACAUCGGAACAUGCCUGCCCCUCCCUCCGCUUCUCCACGAGCUCUGGGUCCGCCAGCGUCCCCGUACUCCCGCGGUCUAGGGGUCAAGCUCAGGGAUCAGACGAGCUAAAGCUCUGAGUUAACACCAUUUAUCAGCGCUGUGACAAUGGCAGACCUUUCUUGCCUCAGUUUCUCCAUCUGUGAACAUAUUGACGUUUGUAGUGUCGUAUAUUAGGGGUGCCGAGGAUGGAAUGAGAGCGUGCGUGGGUGAGUGGCAUACUUGGAGAGCCCUGUGACUGGUCAUUUUCAGCCAUCUGAAGCCGCAAGGCUGUUUUGGGGGGGGGAUAUGAGGCCUGCUUCUUGCCAGUGUCUCCUGGUCUCCUUUCUCUGCAAAGGCUCCUGCCCCUCUUUGUCUAAUAACCUCACUGUGAGCUAUGAGGACAGUCCCUAGGCCCUGGUCACACAGGGUUGAUGCUAACCCAGGGCUUCCGGGUGGAGGGGGCUUGGGCCCUGCCUCACGUCUAGCAGAACUUCACGUGGGCCCAGGUGUAGGUCCUUCGACAAUGUCCACAGCAGAGGGUGAUGCAUGUCACCAGUCUGGCGGCUGGUAGAGAGCUUCUGUCGGGGACUGUUUGUGGCUCCCCCAGCCUCCCCUCCCCACACCCCGAUGAAUUCUUGUCCUGAAACCAAAUGCCCUGGGUGCUGGUGCAAGGAGGCAAGGCCUUUGGGAGAUGAUUAGGUCGUGAGGGUGGCACUGGAGUCAUGGGAUUAGUGGGCUCAUCAGAAGAGAUACCAGAGGGCCAACACUGGGCCCUGCCUCCCCUCCCCCCAUCACCUCCUCUCGCCUCCCCAUCGCAGCCUCCUCCCUGCCUGUCCUGUGUCUCCCUGGCUCUGCCCUGAGGACACGGUGAGAAGGCAGCAAACCACCAACAAAGCUCCCACCAGAAACCGAAGUGGCUGGCCCCUUGAGUUCGGACAUUUAGCCCCGAGAUCUGUGCAUGAGGAGCGGAUGUGCGCUGUCCACGAGACCCUGGAGUCUGUGCUUGUGUUGCAGCAGCCCAAGCUGACCCCGAGGCCUUCCUGGCUCUACACCUGCCCAGAGGGCUUCUCACAGUGUGGCUGUGCCUGCCACAGGGCCUCUGGCCGCAGGGUCGCUGCCAACCACUCAGCCCUGGGCAUGCAGGUGCCUCCCGAGCCAGGGCAGAGGCGGCUCACCUGCAGUCGACGUCACGGCCACGAAGCCGAGCGCCAGUGGCUCCCAGUAAAUCCAGCACGGUGGGAGGGGGACAGCCCGUGACCCGCAGCUAGCACCUGGCCACAGGCAUCAGGAGGCCCAGGCCCCGCAGAGGCCGCCGUGUGUCCGUGUCUCCCCAGGGCCUGCCUGCUCUCAGUGCCCGAACUCUCGAUGCUUCCAAAAGGCCUUCCAAGCCAGGGCUGCAGGUGGGGAAAAACCCGUGGGGUACUGAGGCUCGGGGUCCCCACCCUCAUCUCUCCGUCCUGUCUUCCUGUAGCAGAAACAGGAGAGGGGCAAACUGCUGCCUUGGGAUCAAGCAAGACUCAGGACAGAUGGGCAGUUCUGAUUUUUAAAAUUGAUUAACAUGAGGGCACCUGGGUGGUUCAGUGGUUGAGCAUCUGCCUUUGGCUCAGAGCAUGAUCCUGGGGUGCUGAGAUCGAGUUCCACAACAGGGUCCCCAUGGGGAGCCUGCUUCUCCCUCUGCCUGUGUCAUGAAUAAAUCAUCAACUUUUUUUCUAAA
Canis lupus familiaris (dog) is the source of this 6588-nucleotide messenger RNA. It is a transcript of the gene DIPK1C, whose product is annotated as divergent protein kinase domain 1C. Lineage: Eukaryota; Metazoa; Chordata; Mammalia; Carnivora; Canidae. The transcript is spliced from 7 exons. The coding region runs from base 1 to 1704 and encodes 567 amino acids. The record is from RefSeq and is a predicted model, not a curated record.